AUGUACAUUUUAGUAGAGCUGGAGCGAAACGUAGAGGUGCACCCAAAAUAUUUCGGCAACAGGCUCGACGAAAGAAUCUGCCAACAGCUGGCAGCUGACGUGGAAGGGCGGCAGUUGUUGGGGGCGUGCGGGGCCGACGUUGGAAUCCCCGAGGGAGUGGUGGUGGCAGUACACAGGGUUGAGGCAAUAGAGGAGGGAGAGCUGCCCGUAAACGGAACGGGCCGCGCCGUCUUCCACGUCAUCUUCACGGCCAUCAUGCUGACUGUGCUUAAGCACGAAGUCGUGGAAGUUGAGGUGGAGAAAGUGAACAAACUGGGCUUACUUUGCGUGGCGGGGCCCAUUGAGCUUUUCGUUUCCAUCUAUAAUAUGCCUCAUUAUUUGCAGUUUGAUAAUACUGCUGUGUCGCCGUGUUUUUCGAAUUCGACGGGUGAUGUUAAAAUAGAAAAGGAUACGGUGGUGCGGGUCAGAAUAAUGGGCUCCGUUAUAAAUUCCAAUGGCAUCAAGUGCACUGCUUCAAUAGAGGGUGAUUAUUUGGGGCUCAUUCCUCAUUCGGACACCUAUUAA
Molecule: messenger RNA, 564 nt
Organism: Cryptomeria japonica (Japanese cedar)
Lineage: Eukaryota; Viridiplantae; Streptophyta; Pinopsida; Cupressales; Cupressaceae
Product: DNA-directed RNA polymerase II subunit RPB7-like
Exons: 1
Coding region: 1-564 (187 amino acids)
Biological process (GO): positive regulation of nuclear-transcribed mRNA poly(A) tail shortening; DNA-templated transcription; transcription initiation at RNA polymerase II promoter
Cellular component (GO): RNA polymerase II, core complex; P-body
Molecular function (GO): single-stranded RNA binding; translation initiation factor binding; single-stranded DNA binding
Source: RefSeq, a predicted model, not a curated record